Messenger RNA from Melanotaenia boesemani (Boeseman's rainbowfish), 1884 nucleotides. RefSeq names its product FKBP prolyl isomerase 16 (gene fkbp16). Gene Ontology annotation, molecular function: peptidyl-prolyl cis-trans isomerase activity; protein binding. NCBI's taxonomy places the organism in Eukaryota, Metazoa, Chordata, Actinopteri, Atheriniformes, Melanotaeniidae. The transcript is spliced from 8 exons. The record is from RefSeq and is a predicted model, not a curated record. Bases 55 to 1482 code for a protein of 475 amino acids.
GCACUUCAGUGGAUCAUUGGCUGAGCAAAGAGGAUCAUCUCUUUUUGAGGACUAAUGCAGAUGGUAUCCAUCGCUCUCUGCAGUGAAAUGGAGAAAGAGCCAUGUUGUGAAGACCAGAAUGACCCCACAGUGGAGUCUACAGAACCUACAGAGGCAAGAGAGGACAUUUCUGAGUUUGCUGAAAGUACCUCUCUGAAUGAGUCGCCAUGUGGGCCUGCAGAGGAAGGUGGGGAAUCCUGCAGGACAGACCAAGAUGAAACUGAGAGCAAUUUAAUGGCUGAGAUAAAAAGCCCACCUGAUGCUGAGAAAGAGAUUCAAGAAACAAAAUGCAAGGAAGAGAAGAAACUGAGGAAAACAAACAGUUGGAAGAUGGUACGUUUCCAAGACCCGUCAACAGAAGAGGAUGUGUUGGAAAGAGACAGCUCGGCAGAGAUUCUCUUUCCAGAAUAUGCUGUGGAGGAGUGGACCUCCAAACCUUUUGAGGAGCUGUUUGUGGCAGAAGACUGGGAGAACAUCACAGAGGAUCAACUGCUGAGGAAGAAAGUGCUGGAAUUUGGAGACUUGCAAGUCCCACACUCCACCUGGGGUCAGGAGGUCGCUGUGAAGAUGCAAGGUGUCCUGGAAGACCGCACCGUGGUGGAGAAGGACUCCAACCUUGUCUUUGUGAUCGGAGACGGAGAUGUAAACCAGGCUCUGGAGGAGUGCGUCAUGUCCAUGCAGAAGGGUGAGAUCACAUUACUGCUGGCAGAUUCUCAGUAUGCCUAUGGGCUUUUGGGAAGGGAGCCUGAUAUUCCAGCCUGGGCUCCUUUACUCUACCAGCUGCAGCUGCUGGAGAUCAAAGAGAAACCAGACCCAUUAACUCUGCCCAUAACGGACCGCAUCCGCAUUGGCAACCAGAAACGAGAACGAGGAAACUUCCAUUUCCAAAGGGAGGAAUAUAGCAUGGCUGCCACAGCUUACCGUGUAGCCCUGGAGGUGCUGACCACACGCAGCUCAGACAGCAGUGAUGUUGGCAUGAAGGCCGAGGAGGAAGAGGUGCGGGAAUACCGGGUGAAGUGUUUGAACAAUCUGGCCACCACUCAGCUCAAACUAGAGCAGUUCGAUGAGGCGCUUCACACCAGCCGGGACGUCCUGACCCUCGAGCCAAACAACGUCAAGGCCCUCUUCAGGGCGGGGAAGCUGCUGUCAGACAAGGGUGAAUACAAAGAGGCCAUGGAGGUGCUAAAAAGGGCCUUGAAACUGGAGCCAGCUACCAAGGCCAUCCAUGCCGAGUUAUCCAAACUUGUCAAAAGGCAAUCGGGCUUCAAUGACACCCAGCAAUGGAGGGCCAAACCAGUGGAGAUGCUUGGAGAAAACAUCGCACCUUUCCUGAUUCCUACCAGAAAGAAGUCAUCUGGGAUUUCCUGGAAGUUCAUACUGGGAGCUCUGGUGGUGGCUUUGGGCAGCUUAGUGACGUCAGUUGUUCUGACAGCAAGAAACUGAACUCUUCAGAAAAAAGGAAAUAUGAUGUGCAGGAAGAUUUCAGGCUCUGUUUCGCUUUCAUCAGGGUUUCUCUGUGAAGGCAACAAAGCAGCACUGGAGCUUGAACUGGUAUUUGUGAGUUUCAGUGAAAGGUGGAGCGUAGAAAUGAGUGAACCAUCAUCACCAGCAGAGACUUUCUGCCGAUCGAUACGACAGAAGUUUCUAACAGUUGUCUCCUCAGGUCAGUCUUUUUUUAUUUGAUAAAAGGGAUUAUGUUUCUUGCUGUCUUGGAAAAGUUUCUGCUACAAAGAGGAUGUGGUACUUUUGUAAAGACUAACCAAACAGCAAACUUUAAGUUUAGCUUAUGAGAGAUUUUGAAUCAGUGCUGCAGCAAGUACAGAUGUUUAAACUGCAAUGAUGCUU